CAAAAGAAUAAAUACGUUUCCUCACAACCUAGAGAGCAAUGGUCAAGAAAAAUCGAAUUUAUAUUUGCAUGUGUUGGCUUUGCAGUAGGCUAUGGCAACUUCUGGAGAUUUCCAUUUAAAUGUUUUAAAAAUGGUGGAGGUGCUUUCUUAAUCCCUUUUAUACUUUGUCUAAUUUUGGCUGGAAUACCGUUAUUUUUCUUGGAACUAGGAAUUGGACAAUAUUCUCAAGCUGGUCCUUUAAAAGCAUGGAAUGGUUUGUGUCCCCUCAUGUCAGAGAUGCAUUUCUUAUUGGUAUAACAGAUGCAGCUACCAGCAUAUUUUCUGGUUUUGUUGUGUUUGCUAUUAUCGGUUACAUGGGUGAGCUACAGCACAAACUAGUAGACGAUCCCUCCAUAGCAACUGAUGGGCCUGGAUUAGUGUUUAUUGUUUACCCAGCAGCCUUAGCGACUUUACCACAACCCCAUAUUUGGUCUGUCAUAUUUUUUCUCAUGUUGAUAACAUUGGGGCUUGACAGUCAGUUUGGGCAAGUAGAAUUAAUAUGUGCAUGCAUUAUGGAGAGGUAUCCAAAAGUUUUGGAAAAACGGAAAGAAAUUGUUGUGUUGGUUGUUUGUAUUGUGUUAUGCUUGUUUGGUUUGGUUUGUGUUUCUGAGGGUGGUAUGUACUGGUUCCAUUUAAUAGACACUUAUUCUGCUGGCUCGUCUCUUUUGUUCGUUGGAUCCAUUGAACUUGUUACUGUGGCAUGGAUAUAUGGUGCUGAAAAAUUUAAAGGGAAUAUUGAAAGCAUGGUAGGCUUUAAGAUUUCCUAUGUUUGGGUCAUCAUAUGGAAGUUUAUAACACCUGUUAUAACCAUUGGUAUCUUCUUGUUCGGUUUAAUAAAUCACAAACGUCUAACUUUUGAACUUAAAUAUACCUACCCAGAUUGGGCUGAAGCACUGGGAUGGUCAAUGUCACUUGCUUCAAUGUUGUGCAUUCCAGUUGUAGCGCUAAAAAAAAUUGUACAAACAGAUGGUUCAUUAAGAGAGAGAUUGCGCGUACUGACUACACCAUGUCUAGAAGACCGUACUGAAAAGGACAUAAAUGACGAAGCUCAAUAUUUGGCAAGUGCCAUGUAGCAGUUUAUCAAAAUGAGAAUUAUUGUGUCGUGUUUAUUACCUUUUUGAGGAGUAGUAGCCGAAAUGCAUCUCACCAAACACAAUCGAAAAUGUAAAUACCGCACUUUGUCGAACGCAGCUGUAAUUGAUAAUACUGAACUUCAUCGAACACAUCAAUAAUUGUUAAUACCGCACUUUAUGUAACGCACCAGUAAUUUUUAAUACCGCAGUUUAUCACUUUAUCAAUUCUGUAGCAAUAAUUGUUAAUACCGCACUUUAUCGACCUGUAGCCAUAAUUGUUAAAACUGCAUUGUAUGGAAUUCUACAGAAGAAAUGUGUUCAUACUUAUCUGUUAUCAAAGACGCGAUGUUUAUUUAAUUUUUCCAAUUUGAUUUAAAGAAAAUUCCACACUGUUUCUUAUAGAGUUAUUGCUUAAAAAGAACGAGUCGAGGAUUUGACUGUAAAAUAUUAACAAUAGCAGUAUGGUCCGAUAAUGAGAAGCGUUAAUUUAGGGUGGGCGUAUAAUGGGCGGCUGUUUAUAGCUUUCAACUGAAAUUUAAAUCGUUAUAGCAUGGUUAUAGCUACCGUUAUUUAUAUUAAAUAUUUUCACUUAUUUUAUCAAAUGCAAGUUUAUUCAAAUUAUACAGUUUUGAUUAAGUUAUCCCUGGUGAUUACAAAUUAUAUUUUUAAAUAAG
Hydractinia symbiolongicarpus is the source of this 1786-nucleotide messenger RNA. Its product is annotated as sodium-dependent dopamine transporter-like. The record is from RefSeq and is a predicted model, not a curated record. Lineage: Eukaryota; Metazoa; Cnidaria; Hydrozoa; Anthoathecata; Hydractiniidae. The transcript is spliced from 9 exons. Gene Ontology annotation, cellular component: membrane. The coding region runs from base 246 to 1112 and encodes 288 amino acids. Gene Ontology annotation, biological process: sodium ion transmembrane transport.